This is a messenger RNA of Clonostachys rhizophaga, 1014 nucleotides long. The record is from the annotation of a GenBank genome assembly. NCBI's taxonomy places the organism in Eukaryota, Fungi, Ascomycota, Sordariomycetes, Hypocreales, Bionectriaceae.
AUGUCUUUUCUCUACAACUCCCGCACUAUUGAUAGGGCCUUGAACAAGAUCCGGCCCCCUGGAUACACAGGCAAUCGCAGCCCAGCAUUUCAGGAGAGCCGACGAAACUGGCUCAGAAACAUAUCCAAAGAGUCCAUAUGUGCUGAAUACACCGACUUCAUCUUUAAUGGUAGACCAGGAUGCGGAAGUACCCUUGAUAAAAGCGAAUGCAAGGCCUUGAAAGAGACCUUUGCUUCUCAUGCUAAUGCAGAUAACUUAUGGGACAGUCAGUCACUUCAGGCUUGCUUUGCGGCACGGAUUCCUCACGAUGAGAAGUAUAAGAAACUCCUUGAAAGUUGCGCAUCUUCUCUCUGGACUCUAACCACUUACUUCGCCCAAUGGCCCUUUAAUGACGCCCUCUCGACAACACCUGAACCAACAACCCUGACGUUCGAAUCCUAUGUCCGCGCCAUAGCCUUCCUCUGCGGCAGGCAAAAUAGUAUGCUUUGGCCUACCCACCUAGCAGAGAAUGGGUUUGCGCGGACCCAUAUUCUGGCACUAGAGCACAUCUUCCGAGCGUUGGCUAUAGCUCCAGAGAUAGCGAAACAGGCUUCUGAUUCGAGCUGUGAAGAUGAAUCUCUGUUGUCGCCCCAACAGCGCGAGGUAUUCGACGUUGUAUACACAGUACAACCGAGUCUGUCCGGGUCCACUGAAAGAUUGGAAGAAGAGCUGAUCCCAACAGCUCGUUGGUUGUCACCCUCCCAGCGUCCGGUAUUAUCCACCUUGUCUAUCUCCACCAUGGUCCUUAUCCCGCUCCUUGACUUUAUUACACCGCUCUUAGAGUAUACUCACCUACCUUGCGGUGAGGUAUUGCCCAAGAGGUUCAAGGUCGUGAGCUCCAAGCUACAGAAUUUUGAGGAGGUGUCAUUUAGCGACUUUACCGAGUGGUCAGGCGACGAUACCAUGUAUAAUUUUUAUAAUUCCAUUGCCGUUCUUUUUAGCACUGUUCUCUAUCCGGAAAGUUUGAGGAGAUAA